GACUAAAGUUAAGAGGUCAGGAUUCUGAGGUCUCAUUAGCUUCUCUUUAAAGGUGAAGCAAGAUCAGCGACGACGAAAAUUAUCUUUAACCUUCAGAACUUUACAUAAGACAUAGGAAAUGCCGAUCAAGUAUAGACAGGUCCAGGCAUUUGACCUGCUGGAUGUACAGACACCUCAGACUCUGGAGCAAAAGAAGAAUCAUGAAAAAACCUUGGACAAAGAAUUAGAUUCUGAUGAAAUAAUCAUUGAUAAUGUCACUCCAAAAAGUCUAUCUAAGUGUAGUACAAACAGCUUAGAGAAGGCCUUGGAGGUCAGCCACAAAUUGAAAGUUCUAUCAAAGGGAGAACAAAAUGAGAGUGAUAUUGUCUCAAUGGCUUCUUCAGUAGAAGAUUUUGCUGUUUGCCUUUUGGAUCCUAUCAAGAGUAGAAAUGAUUUAAAUGUAUUCCAGCAAGGAGUUGAUAUCGUUGUUGAUAAAGCAAUAUCUUGUCAUAGGAAAAAGUUUCUUUCUCAUCCAGUGGUGCUCAGUCUUCUCGAGAAAGAAUGGAAAGGAGCUUUUCAUGGUAUCAGCUGGUGGCAACAGCUGCUGCUAUAUGYCAUGGUUAUGCUUGACRUGUUUAUUUUCCCAMUGGUCUUUGUACCAUUGUUGUUGUGUCGCUUGGUGUUAAAAAAAGGCGGGAACCAAGGUCAAGCCCCUGAAAACAAAUGCAAGUCAUUGUAUGACAAGUACAUUCUUACUCCAUAUAUGAUCUUUCUGCGGGACAUCUUCAGCUAUAUGAUAUUGGUCAUCCUUCACUUUGUUGUGUGCUUGCAAGAAACUGUUCUAGAAUUCAACGUUGUAGAGUGGAUCAUAAUGGUGUUCUUUCUUGGGCGUAUUGCAAUGGAGAUUAAUCAAAUCGUGGAAGAGAAAACUAUUUGGGUAUACGUUAGCAAUCCUUGGAACCUACUUGACAUUCUUAUGAUAUCCAUCUACGUAGUUCUGUUCUUUGUGAGAGUUAUCACGUGGGGACUCCAGACCUCUACCUAUGAAAGCCGUCUAAUUGCAGUAGGGGGGUAUCUGUAUGGUAUCAAUGCGAUGUUCCUCACCCUUAGAGUUUGUGGUCAGAUAYUGGAGUACAACAGAUCUAUUGGGACCAUCCAAAUCGCUCUUAUAAAAAUAACUGGCGCAAUAAUGGUGAUAGCUUGUCAGCUUCUGGCAGCCUUGUUGGCAUUCUCGUUUGCUAUUACCAAGGUUUACUUGGYAGAGAUGACUUACAGUGGUGUGAACAAUGCAACAUCACAUGGGCUAUGCACCAUGUCUGAUAAUAGUUUGUCAUGUUGGUGGCUAAACUUCGAGUAUCUUGCCUGGUCAUUAUUGGGAUCCGGAGGGCCUGAUGCGAUGRCGUCCAAGGACGGUACCUCUGAUGUCAUCGCUAAAAUUCUGUACAUGUUAUUCUUGCUGAACGCCGUGUUGCUGAUUAUGAACAUGCUAAUAGCCGUUCUUACCAAUACUUAUCAAAAAGUUGAGGACCAUGCCUUCCACGAAUGGUCGUAUAGAAAAGCACGUACAAUAAGAACAUAUGGUCAAUACCAUCCAGUACCAGUGCCUUUUAAUAUCAUUUCAUUGAUUUGUCUCCUCUUUAACUGCUGUUGCUGUAAAUCGGRCUGUGAUAUUCUAAGGGCUGUGAAAAAAGAAGAUAAACUUUCAGAUGAAUUUCUGCGUCUCCUUCGUCGUCUCGAAUCAUACUAUUUUGCAGAAUAUGGAUAUUCCUUUCCAUUAACUGAUGGUAACAAGCUGGAUCUUGUAUUGAAGGAAACGGAGGGUAACCGCCAUCUUUCUGGACAUAUCGCUGAGAAUGUUUUCAGACAAGAUGUUAAACGCCUCAAYGAUCAGCAUUGGGACUUUGCUCAAGAUUUUUGCGUUGAUGGACAACAGUUAUUUAUCUCUWCACCAAGUCCUCAAAAUCAGUCUCAACUACUAAGGCUUGGUGCAAGGUAUUGCCAUCCUCUUUCCAAAGAGAGACCAGGAUUUGAGGUUCUUAUCAAAGAGAGCGGUCAAAAGCGGUACAUAGCAAUAGGAGUGGCCGACAAACAGUACGAUCUAAACAGCUUUCCCGGAUGGACAGGGAAUUCCGCAGCGUUCCAUGUGGAUGACGGGAAGAUAUUUGACACAAGUGAAGAUGAUAACAAAAGAAUAGGAAAAGAAACAGGAAAAAUGGCGCAUAGAGGAGAUGUGAUUGGUUGUGUUUUAAUGUAUGACAAAGUARCACAAGGUAAACUACCAGUAUGUUUUACCCUUAAUGGAACAACAGUGGGCGAAGGGCAUCUAAAUGCCAAUCAGAAUUUCCAUCCUUUCAUUGGAAUUGGCGACCCGGAGAUAAAAUUGAUCUUUAGGUCCCUAACGGUACAAAGGAAGCACAAAGGAGAAAAAGAGCUUGCCAAGCAAGGAAGUUUCCAAACACCUAUUAAUGGACGAAACACUAAACCGACUUCACAAGCAGGAACCAGCCCUGUUUUUUUGGAUAUAAGGAAGGACGCGAGCACAACCGGGCAAUUGUCGUCUUUGAAAAGAAACUUGCUGAAAACAACUAUGAUGCCCAUUUUUGAUCAACGGCCACAAAUGGAUGGAUUUAUAACAAUAACAAAGGAGAUUUGUAAUGAAAAAGAUUGUUGGUUUGCACGCCGAGACGACAAAGUGAUUGUACCACCGAUGGGUGUCAAUCAUGAGCAAACAAUGAGUAAUAAUUUAAGUCGCUUUUUGAGGUUCGAGUCUGCUUUAAAACAAACCACCUCGCCAACCGACCAGCGGCUCCUUCAAGGCGUGGACUUUACCGUCAAGAAGGUGGAAUCCAUGAAAUCGUAUGGAAAACAUGCAGCUGCGAAGCAUUCGCGAACAAAUGAAGGCCUUCUCAAAGGAAUAGAGAUAACUGUAGGUGAGCGUUCACAGUCAAGCUUUAAUUUCUUGUCCUGA
Exaiptasia diaphana is the source of this 2947-nucleotide messenger RNA. Its product is annotated as short transient receptor potential channel 3. Lineage: Eukaryota; Metazoa; Cnidaria; Anthozoa; Actiniaria; Aiptasiidae. The transcript is spliced from 20 exons. Gene Ontology annotation, biological process: regulation of cytosolic calcium ion concentration; manganese ion transport; calcium ion transmembrane transport. Gene Ontology annotation, cellular component: membrane; cation channel complex. The coding region runs from base 119 to 2947 and encodes 942 amino acids. The record is from RefSeq and is a predicted model, not a curated record. Gene Ontology annotation, molecular function: inositol 1,4,5 trisphosphate binding; store-operated calcium channel activity; protein binding.